This is a messenger RNA of Choloepus didactylus (southern two-toed sloth), 607 nucleotides long. It is a transcript of the gene WFDC2, whose product is annotated as WAP four-disulfide core domain 2. Bases 60 to 452 code for a protein of 130 amino acids. The transcript is spliced from 4 exons. The record is from RefSeq and is a predicted model, not a curated record. Gene Ontology annotation, cellular component: extracellular region. NCBI's taxonomy places the organism in Eukaryota, Metazoa, Chordata, Mammalia, Pilosa, Megalonychidae. Gene Ontology annotation, molecular function: peptidase inhibitor activity. Gene Ontology annotation, biological process: innate immune response; antibacterial humoral response.
GGGGUUAAAUCCCCCCGCUGGGCGGCAGCUCACACCUGCACCCCGCCCGGCGCUGCACCAUGCUCCCCGGCCGCCCCGGCCCACUGGUCGCCUGCCUGCUCCUCGGCCUGCUGCUGCUCCGCCUCCCCCCGGUCCGGAACCGAAUGCCUGAGGCGGUGAAAGCCGGCGUGUGCCCCCCGCAACACGCGGACAAAAACUGCGAGCAGAACUGUACGUUGAAUUGCAGCGGGGAUGAAGACUGCCAGGACAACCUCAAGUGCUGCCGGGCGGGCUGCGACACCUUCUGCCUGAUGCCCAAUGAAAAGGAGGGCUCCUGCCCGCUCAUACACCCUGGCAUCCCUAUGCUCGGCCUCUGCUUCAACGAGUGCACGAUGGACAGCGAGUGUUCCGGCCGGAUGAAGUGCUGCCUCAACGGCUGCGGAAAGGUGUCCUGCGUCACGCCCAACUUCUGAGCUCCAGCCACUACCAGCCUGAGGAGCGGGGCAGGGGAAGUUCCUGCCUGACCUCGGCCUUGCUGCCUUCCUCUCUCUCUGGCCUUGCACGCCCCUCUGGGCUGCUCACAGCUUCUUCCUUUGCUAACCAAUAAAGCAACCACUUCCGGCACCAA